CGCACAGCUUUCUGAUUGGACCUUUUUACCUACUAGUAGGCCAAUCUGUUAUUCGAACAAAAACUUUGACAGAUACAGAUUGGACCUCGCAUUUUAAACUGUUGCAAAACAUGUUAAAAUUCUUUAUCAGUGAAAUGAAGUGCAGAAGAGAAAAAAUGAAGUUAUCUUCGUCUAAGCUUCAGUCGUUGCUCGAUGUCGCCGAGAGAAUUGAUUUGCGUCUUCGAAGUCCAAAGACCAGAAAUCGCAUGAAAAUUUUUUAUCGCGGUUUUAGUAUGAGAGUAUGUGAUCUCUCCAUGCAAUCAACUGAUUUGGAAGAUUGUGAAUCGUCAUUCGAGGCUCAGUAUCAACCUCGGCCAUGUUACAACCAUCCUACUAAUGGAGGUUGUCCGCACGACGGUAUAGGGACAUAUAUCUGUUCACCUUCUUGCCUCCAUAAGAUUGGUUCUUGUGAUUGUUCAUAUAGUCACGAGUAUAGUAAAUUACGCAACACCUAG
Wyeomyia smithii (pitcher-plant mosquito) is the source of this 494-nucleotide messenger RNA. RefSeq lists its product as uncharacterized. Bases 111 to 494 code for a protein of 127 amino acids. The transcript is spliced from 3 exons. The record is from RefSeq and is a predicted model, not a curated record. NCBI's taxonomy places the organism in Eukaryota, Metazoa, Arthropoda, Insecta, Diptera, Culicidae.